AUGAUUGCUCAGCCCCUCUGGAGGCAGCUACCCGCCACCGCCCCCGGCAUUCCAGCCCUCCUUGUGUCAACGACCUUUGGGCAUGAUUCUUACAGCAUCCAUGUCACCGACCUCGCCAAUGUGUGGGUUGAGAGCCUAGAACGUAGGCAUAUCAUAGGGCGAGCUUACACCACAGGAUCAAGCAUCGAUCCUUGCGAUGGCCCUGACCAGUUCCGCAAGCUGCUCGAACUUAUCGGCGCAGCCUUCGAUGCGAACGACAAGGACCACCCCAAUAUCUCCAUGACCUUGACCAGGGGAGCUGAUGACUCACUUGAGAUUGAGAUUAUUUGUGUUCUCCCCAGGCCUUUGGAGCCCUUCAAGUGGCCAAUGGUCCUGAAAAAAUGCCCACAGUCAACGCUAGCGUCGGAGUUGGUGUUGCCCCUGAUUCAGGCCCAAGAAUCUCAUGCCAGGGAGAUUGACCAACUAUGCUCGCUCAUUCACGAGAAAGAUGUUGUAAUCAAUCGUCUAGUCGACAAGCUUGAAGCCGCAGGCAUUGGGCUGGAACAUGUAUUCUAUGCUUUGUCAGGGAAACGCAGAGUUUCUCGUUCUGUUGCUGAAAGCAAGGUUGGAGGACUUGUUCGGUUCAAUGAGGCUGAGUUCAGGGAAAAGGCUUCACAAUCUCAGUCUGAGUCCGGGCCUGGAGACGUCUCCUCUCUGCUACGCUCCGUGUUCGGAACCAAAGGGCUACAAUACAAGUCUAAUAUGGACUUGGAAGCGUCCUUGGUUCUCAACGACUGGUGGACGAAGUUCAGCAGAGGUAGACGCAUAACCCUUUCCAAGCUUGAACAGCAACAACAGACAACGGCUCCUCCACUUCAACGAGAGCCAACUCCUCCGAAGGACAAGGACGAUGACUUUCAGGUGCACACAACGCCAUCACGGCGGGAUCAAACGCAAGAACCCCCGUCCCGAAAACGAGUCAGUUUAGCUCGGCCGACGACCGCUGACGAUGACGAGACUGCCUCCAGCGGAGAUGAUGAGACAAGUGAGCCGCCACGUUCCGCAAAGGCCCUUACACCGUCAAGGGACCGUCUUGGGCCAAUUGGCGGGAAGAAACCUCCAUCCCCCUCACCUCCACCACCAGCCGAGUCUCAGAAGAGUACAUCAUCCAAGACCAUGGCCAUAGGUGGUGACUCAGAAACCGACUCUGGCACAGCGUCUGAACCAGAUAAUGAUGCCAUGGACACUUCUCCCCCGAAGUCACCACCAAGGCCUCAACCUAGGCGCGGGAUGCUAGGCCAAAUAGGCGGGAAACCCAAGCCAACCCCAGCUCCCGAGCCGAGACGCUCUCCUACUCUAACAGCCUCUGCUCCGCAAGCCAGCCCUGCUCCCAAGCGUCAUAAGUUGGGCGUCAUCGGAAAGAAAGCUGCCAGUCCUACGUCAGAGGAUAGGGGUGCAAGCACUAGUGAUGAUGACAGAGGCAGGAGUAAAGACCCUGUAGCAGAGAACAGGGGAGAAGAGCGGCCGAGGGAGACGUCUCAGGAGCGGGCUGAUAGGAAGCGGGCUGAGCUCGAGAAGAACCUGAAGAAGAAGGCUACUGCUGGGCCGGUGAAGAAGAAGCGUAAGUUCUGA
This is a messenger RNA of Thermochaetoides thermophila DSM 1495, 1611 nucleotides long. RefSeq lists its product as uncharacterized. NCBI's taxonomy places the organism in Eukaryota, Fungi, Ascomycota, Sordariomycetes, Sordariales, Chaetomiaceae. Gene Ontology annotation, biological process: double-strand break repair via nonhomologous end joining. The coding region runs from base 1 to 1611 and encodes 536 amino acids. The record is from RefSeq and is a predicted model, not a curated record. The transcript has a single exon. Gene Ontology annotation, cellular component: nucleus; DNA ligase IV complex. Gene Ontology annotation, molecular function: DNA end binding.